AUGAUCACUUCCAACUGUGGCAAAAAACCUCCUAGAUCGUCCUUAAAGUUGGCAUUUGAUCCAGUGGAUGAUACAUCUGAUGCUAUCGUCUCAUCUAAGAGUUUAAAUAGACGUGUUUCAUUCUCACAGUAUGUCUUUGUGUUGGGUGACGAGGAUGAUGAUUCGCAGAUGUGCGUCAGUCGUUUCAAUUCGAAUAUAACUGUGGAAGAUGAAUUUGUUAUAAACUCAAAUACUACUACUACUACUACUACUACUACUACUACUGCUAAUACUACUGAUAAUAAGAAUAAUAAUAAUUAUAACCGUGAUAAUAACGACAAUAAUAUUAGUAAUAACUUUAAUGAUGAUAUGGAAAGUGUCACAUCGAUUAAUAGUAGUGAUGUUUCAAUGGGAUUAUCACCUAAUCCUUGUUUACAACAAAUUAAUCCCAUUGAAUUGACCAAUGAACAACAAGAACAACAGAAUACAAAUAUGGAAAUCGAAAAUGAUGCUGAUGCUCAUGCUGAUGCUAGUACAUUAAAAUCAAUUACCAUUUGUAGUCCGGAUGAAGUCAUAUCUGUACAAAAUAAUCAAUUAAACAGUACACCUACACAUCAUCAUGAUAUUUCUGAUAUGGAGUUACAAAAUAGCCCAUGUCCAUUAGCAAUCAAUGAUGAUUUAUGUAAUAUGUCGAUUAUUUCCAAUCAUAAUAUUGAUGACGACGACAUCCAACUUCCUGUUCAAAAUGAUAAGAAAAUGGAUAAGAAUUCUCCUAGUAAACAUGAUACUCAAUUGUUCAAUCGUUCAACAUGUGAAAACACUGAGAAAACAUCUACACCAUCAUUUAAAUCACCGCAUCCUUUUGUACCAUAUACAAAUACAUUAUGCAUGACUACAGAUGAUGUCCCAAUGCAUCCAUCAUCAUUAUUAUCAUGUAAACGACCUGCAUCUGUUGUGAAAAUGCCUUUAAUCAAUUUGAAUUUUAAUAAUAAUAAUAAUUCUCAAUCAUUAAUCAAAAGAAAAUGUAAUAACAAUCAUCAUCACCAAUUAGAUGUUAUCAGUAAAACACCAAAAGUUACUGAAUCUGAAAGAAUUACAUUUGUCAGUUUAAUUAAUACACCAUUACGUCAAGCCAAUCUCAAUGGUGAUGAUGAUGAUGAUGGUGUUUUUCAUUGUACUUCUGUGAAAAAAAAGAAUAAAUGCCGAAAUUUUCGAGAUAUAAGUGAGUAUAAAACAGAACGGCUAUUAUCAAGUACUAAACGAUUACACAAUCAUUUGCAUAGUCAAUUAAUUGAUUGUCAGCUUGAAGCUGUUCUAGAUGAUAUUGAAUAUGAUCUCUCCACUCCAGCAAGUAUUGUGAAUUUUUUGCGUAAAAAUCGAUAUAUCGAUUUUUCUAAUUUGGAAAAUUUGGAUAAAACCACUCUGCUAACUAAUAUUGAACAACAAUAUGGAUUAGAUGAAUAUUUACAAUUACAAAAUCAAUUCGAUUUACAUCUGUAUGAUAAAUUUAUGAAACGACGUUUUGUCAUUGAAACAGAGAAUAUAGAUCGAUUUGAAUUUUGGAAACGUUUAUAUCGUGAACGAAUCAGUACUGUGUUAGUUUCACCACAAUUAAAAUCAGUUUUAAAGAAAAUAUCUGAAAUGGAACCAAUAGAGCAUUUGAAAUUUAUGGCUGGUGCACAUCAACUAUUACAUAAUUGUUCAAAAUUCGCUUUACAAGAAAUUUAUCCAAUUAUCGAUGAGAAUAUCGCUGCUCGUAAUUCAGAAUUAAAUUUGGAAAUAACUAAUUUAAAACAAUUAAAUACAUAUCUUGAAUUAUUGAUUAAUGAAAAACAAAAUGAAUUAAAAAAGAAACAACAAGAACAGAAACAGUGGGAAGAACUGGAAAAUUAUGCUAAAGAUGCACUUAAAAAACUUGAUCGAAUUCAACAAGGCAUUCAUCAAACUACACAACAUCAAUUACAACUACGUCACUCAAAUGAAAAAUUACUUCACCAUAAAAAUAAAUUACAAUUAAAAUUAAAACAAUUAUUAGAAAAAAAAUCUAAUCAAGAACAAGUGGACAAUUUAAGUAAUCUACUGAAUCGUUCCAUUGGUUGUACAGAAUUAUUUCCAAUACCAAUUGAUGAAGCAUUACGUAAUCAGCGUCAGCAUCAUAAUACAGAUGAUGAAAAGUGUCGAGUUGAAUCAAUACUGAACACUAGAAAAAUGAUUAAUUUAUUUUCUCCUUGUCGUAUUACAUGUACAUCAAUGGAUAGCGAAAAUCAUACCUAUGAAAUAUCAACAUUAUUUGGUUUAGUAAAUUUUUUAUUAACAUGUCAAGUAUGCCAAACAUUCAUGACUACUAGUGGUGUUGGUGGUGAUGAUGAUAUGCAUCGAAAGAGCCAGAGGAAGACGAAGAGGAAGAAGCAGAAGAAUGAUCAUGACAAAAUUGACGGCGUUGAUGUUGAUGUUGACGAAGAUGAUGAAGAUGAUGAUGUUGUUGUUAAUGUUGAUGAUGACGGUGAUUAUGAUAAGAACGACGAUGAAGAUGAUGACGAUGAUAUGCAGGUCACUAUUGAUCCGGAACAAUUGAAAGUGAUCAGUUUACAAGUGACUGCACCAACAGAGAGUAGGUUGUGUUUGUCUUUACUAUUAUUAUAUGAUGGCAUAACUGUAAAGUUUUCUACACGUAGUUAUCGAUUAAUGGUACGAUUUACUUUAAUGUCAUUGGAUUAUAUGGAUUCUAGUCAAGGUUCCGUUGAAUUCGAAGUGUUGAGAGGAAAUCUUAAUACUAUAAAACUGACAGAAUAUUUCAAUACUUGUAAACCAACAUGUGGACAUUUGUACAGUAUCGUAACAAAUCUUCAAUCAUAUUUAUCUUCAUCAUCAUCCUAAUCAUCAUCCAGUUCAAUGUCAUGUCCAUUGGCUUCCUUCCUAGCUAGCUAACUAGCUGAUUUAAUAAUUUCGUUUCUUCUUCUUAUCAUCCAAUAAUAUAUUUAUCUAUAUAUAUCCCUUGUUUAAAAUGUAAUAUAUAUACAACCAAUGAAUGAAUGAUUGAUUGAUUUAAUAUGUCUCUCUUUGUGUAUCUUCCUCUCUGUUAGUGGGACAAGAUAGAUGGAAUUAAAAAGCAUGACUAUGUUGCUGCGCGCUGAUUGGCUAAUUUCCUAUCCAAUCAGCGCGCAGCAACAUAGUCAUGCUUUGAAUUCCAUCUAUGUCCUCCUAAAACACUCACUCUCUCACUGACUCUCUGCUUUUUCGCUGUACAUAUAUUUACUUAUUUACUUAUGCAUUACUCCUUACUUGUUUUUUUGGGGGGUACCACCGCAGUACAGUGGGGGGGGGUGUUGAAUUAUUUAUUACUUAUUUUUUUCCCUUGGUGUAGUAGUCUCUUCUUCUUUGUCAAUCAAUUGUAUAUAUAUAUAUGUAUGUAUAUUUUUCUUUCUGAUGGUACUUGUGAAUAUAUUUCCUUUUAAAUUAGAAAAAAA
This is a messenger RNA of Schistosoma turkestanicum, 3446 nucleotides long. NCBI's taxonomy places the organism in Eukaryota, Metazoa, Platyhelminthes, Trematoda, Strigeidida, Schistosomatidae. The record is from the annotation of a GenBank genome assembly.